AUUGUCAAAGCACCUCGAUGCGGGCCGAGGAGAAUACGAUCUCAAGUACAAAGGAAUCAUGAUUCCCUCCUGCGCGUUGUCGAUUGCACGACGGCUACCGCUGGUUUUCCUCCCCUUGACACACUCAUGGUUUCUCUCAAGAAUGCGUCGGCGACGAAACCGUUCCUGUUCAGGAGCGACUAUGUUUCCGAUCUCUUCAACGUACAACGAGCUCGCAGAUCCCUGCUAGUCAUCAGCGUGAUCGCCCUGCUCAUGCUGAUCGUCAAUUAUACGUACGAGUACAGGCAGCACAUAUAUGGUCUCAUGCCCUCGCUUGACUCAAACGAAGAGAAGAGCACAAAACAUGACACACCACGACCGAACAACCUCCACGUCUUGAUGACUGCACAGAACAAGGAUGUGAAUAUAUGCAAGCUCUCGCUUGGCUUGAGCCUGUUCGAUUAUCCCGCUCCAACCGUGAUCGGAUGGGAGUCGAGAUUUGACCAGCACUUGCUGGGUGGCGGUUCCCAUCUCGCCAAAAUCAGCUUGGUCCUCGAGCAUCUCAAGAGCCUUCUCGACUCGGGUCAUCAAGCUUCCGACCUUGUCUUCAUGUUGGACGCGUUCGACAUCUGGGUACAACUACCGUGGCAAGCACUUCUCGCGCGCUACCACUCCAUCAACUCAGCCGAGAACAAGCGGAUAUACCAACGAAUGGGAAAAGCCGCCGCGAAAGAACACGUCGAGCAGACAAUCGUAUUCGGCGCCGGUAAAAGAUGCGCCCCAAAUGACCUGUACAGCAUCGCAUGCUUCGCUAUCCCCGACUCACCACUGCCCAAAGAUCUAUAUGGCGCCAACACCGACUCAUCCAUCGGCAUCAACGGCGCCGCCAGUUAUCGCCAACGCUACCUCAACUCGGGGUACGCAAUUGGUCCGUUGGGCGAUAUGUAUCGGUUGUUCGUGUUCGCAGAACGCCGUCUGAACCUUUGCAUGACGUACAACUCGAGGAACCCGAGUCCCAGCGACCCAGGAGAUAACACACCGGGCUUCUGCUACGGCGGCAGCGACCAGAGUAUCUUUGCGGAUCUUUUCGGCGAGCAGGAAUUCCACCGCGAGAUCAUGCGCCGCCACCAUCAUACAUGGCUAGACAGCGUGUUGGAGUUCUUUUGGAGGUCUCGCCCCGGCUCGAAGCGACCCAACGCGAUAUUGCUGGGCGCCGUUAUCGACGACGUUGUCGACCCAAGUUUCAGCCACGAGACCAUGGACACGACGUACCUGCCCGGCAAACCGCACGAGUUUGGUAUUGGAUUGGACUAUUUUUCCGAGCUGGGCCAUCAGACCAUCAACAGCGAAGAGCCUGAAGAUGCUCAGUAUUUGUUCUACAACGAGAGUAUCGCUGGACAAUUGAAACCGCGGAGUGUAGUCGCAUGCCCCCUGAACGAGAAGCUAGCUUCUGCGACGGAUGAAGAUCCUGCGGCGGCGCUGCCCAAGGAUAUUUGGACGUGGCCGUUGCCGGGGGUCGAUGGACCGAGUUGGCCGGCCUCCAUAUCGUUAUACACGCAUUUAUGUCUGGGCGUAGUGCCUGCCAUGAUCCACCAUAAUGGUAAGAAGGGACGGCGCGAAAAGGAUUGGGAUAAAUUGUGGUAUCAGAAGCAGUUGCCCGCAAUGAUGAAUGCGGGAGUGAAAGCGAGUGGCGAGACGCCUUGGACAAGAAUGAAGCCUGGGAUAUGGACUGUCGAGGCGGGUAAAGAGAAGAAGUUCUUGCCUUGGGUCGAUGCGUGUCCGACGGAGUAUGAUCAGGCGCUUUAUGGGGCGGGUUUUGAUAGGGGGACGACACCUUUGCCCGAGGGAUUUUGAUUGAUGAUACCAUUUGUUCUUGAUGGAGGGAUUGACACGGCGUUUACUACUGUAUGACGAGCGGCGACAUGGUUCUUUUUUAUCCUCAGAGAG
Messenger RNA from Exophiala viscosa, 1926 nucleotides. RefSeq lists its product as uncharacterized. Lineage: Eukaryota; Fungi; Ascomycota; Eurotiomycetes; Chaetothyriales; Herpotrichiellaceae. The record is from RefSeq and is a predicted model, not a curated record. The transcript is spliced from 2 exons. Bases 127 to 1833 code for a protein of 568 amino acids.